AUGUCCACUUCGGCGCUUCUCUCGCCUGAAAAAGUGGCUCUGCUUAGGAUUCUGACCAUUGGCGAUCUUCGCUUCAAACCAUUCUCUUGUCGCCAUUUCAACCCAACCACCACCUACACCAUGCAUCGAUGUCUUCGUCUUACCGAGAUUUUGACGCUCAUAUUUUCUUUCAAAUAUGCCACAUCAUACUCAGAACUUGAGCCCCCUGUGUUCCAAGAAAUCAAAGAAAGAGACGAUGCUCUUCAUAAAAGGACCCUUGCAUCAUUGGCUAGAACGUGUAAGCUAUUCUCUGGUCCUGCGUUGGAUGCUUUGUGGGGCGAGUUGGAUGACUUUGCACCACUUGUGAGAUGUAUGUCCUCUAACUUAUGGUAUGUUGACGGGGAAAAGAUGACAUUAAGACGGCCUGUCGAGGCCUCAGACUGGCUGAUAUUGAGGAAGUACGCUACGCGUGUGCGUGUCGUCGUUCUGUCCGUCCAUCUUUCUGCACGGUUUAAUAAUGAGCUUCUCGGCGUGUUUUCUACCCUGUGUCCCUAUCCACUCCUACCAGCCCUCAAAGAGCUUCACUGCAUUGCGGACCAGAACUGGAACAUAGCUCUCCCUUUCCUUCGCUCUCUUGUCAACCCCGGGAUCACUAGCCUUUCCCUACCGUUCCCUAUUCUCGAUGGGGUCUUUGGUAUAUCCGUCUUAGCAUCCCUCAGCGAAAUGUGCCCACUUGUGCAACGUUUUCAUAUGGUUGAUUCAGAUAAUAUGACUCUUAUGGAGUCCUUGAUCACGUUCCCGCAAUUGCGUAGAUUCGUAUGGAGCUCCAGAGCUUGUUCUACUAUGACAAAUCUGGCUUGUUCCUGGAAGCAUCUUCAGAGCAUAGAGUUUUGCAUGCUGGAUGAGCAGGCAAUAUUGCGGCUCGCCGAUCUACCAUCGCUGAAGGAGAUCGGUCUGGCGAUCAUGUCUCCCAUCUCUCACAGUAAUAAGCUCAGUGUACCCCAUCCAGUCUUUCGCAGCCUUACGGCACUUCACAUCACAGCAUACGAUUUGAGUGGCCCAAUAAGCUUGUUGGAGAUGGUUCGUUCUCCACUCGAGGAGAUCUCCGUCCUCCUCCCUCGGAUACCCUCCCCAGACGCGCUGCACAGCUUCUACACCACGCUCUCGCAGCAUGCUUCACCUGAUCACCUCAAAUCUGUGGUUGUAUCUGUCAUCGAUAGACGGGAGAACUUUGAGCUCGCCAACGCAAGCGCCGUCAAUCCACAGAUGUCCGGCAUCUCAUACGCCACUAUUGACAUUGAGAUGGUGAGAGACCUGCUCCAUUUCCGACGAAUUGAGCGCUUUACGGUGGGCGGAGAUUUCGAUAAUUUCUUGUGGAAUGAUGAUACCCUGCAGGAACUCGCCUUGGCAUGGCCGAAUUUGCAUAUUCUGCAGUUGGGAGACGGUACAGGCCCGCCAUGGACGACUCCAUCUCGGGUCUCGCUCAGAGGUUUAACGACAUUGCUGAAGCUCUGCCCCCAACUGGAACACUUGACAAUAGUCAUUGAUGCAGGUGUGGUUCCGUCUGUCCAAGAACUGGGAGAGGACGUGGUCUGUAACAAACUUAUCGAAAGUUUGACGUUGCUGAACUCCAAUGUCGGCGACUCCUCUGCUGUCGCUACCUUCCUCUACGCCAUCCUACCCCGUCUCGUCCACAUCCGGCCGCAUAGUCACCUCAAGUCCUUGCGAUGGAUAGAGGUGUCGGACUACCUCCUGGGCUAUGCUCUGGAGAGAGAGACGCGGUCCGGAAAACUGGAGAGCAUGCAAAGAUUGUCGGAAUUGCAGCGUAUCGUGUACCGCCAGACGGAGUUCGAGCGAACCCUCGACCCCUCCAUCGUUGAGAACCGAAGUAACUGGUUGUUCAGCAUUCAGUGA
Molecule: messenger RNA, 1893 nt
Organism: Serpula lacrymans var. lacrymans S7.9
Lineage: Eukaryota; Fungi; Basidiomycota; Agaricomycetes; Boletales; Serpulaceae
Exons: 3
Coding region: 1-1893 (630 amino acids)
Source: RefSeq, a predicted model, not a curated record